AUGGAUAAGAGUGAAAAGAAAAUAGAAGAACUUGUCUCUCAAGAUAAUUCAAAUGAACACGACAUUGUUGUUUCUGACGACAAACAAAACAUCCCUGAUAUUUUGCACAAAGAUCGUGAAGAUUACUCAUGCAACAAGUGUGAGAAGAAAUUUGAAAGUAAAUCAACUUUACUCAAGCACAAAAAAAUAUUCCACGAAAUUUUCAGAGACUACUUAUGCGAAAAGUGUACGCAGAGGUUCGAAAAUAAACGAAGUCUGCUCUUGCACAUCACGAGAAUCCAUGGAGAUCCCAAUGAUUAUGCAUGCGAUAAAUGUGAUAAGAAAUUUGGACAAAACCGUCAUUUGCUUGUACACCAAAAAACAGUACACGAAGGUCGGAAAGAUUUUGCAUGUAACGAGUGUGAGCAGAUAUUUGGACAUAAAUCAAGUUUAGUUUUCCACAAAAAGAAGGUCCAUGAAGGUCGCAAAGACUUCUCAUGUGACAGGUGCGAAAAGAAAUUUGGAACUAAAUCGUACUUGAUCUUACAUCAUAAAACAGUUCACGAAGGUCGGAAAGAUUUGGCAUGCAACGAGUGUGAGCAGAUAUUUGGACAUAAAUCAAGUUUAGUUUUCCACAAAAAGACAGUCCAUGAAGGUCGAAAAGAUUUCGCAUGUGAC
Messenger RNA from Trichogramma pretiosum, 657 nucleotides. Its product is annotated as gastrula zinc finger protein XlCGF49.1-like. The record is from RefSeq and is a predicted model, not a curated record. Gene Ontology annotation, biological process: regulation of transcription by RNA polymerase II. Gene Ontology annotation, molecular function: RNA polymerase II cis-regulatory region sequence-specific DNA binding; DNA-binding transcription factor activity. The transcript is spliced from 2 exons. The annotation marks the transcript as partial. Lineage: Eukaryota; Metazoa; Arthropoda; Insecta; Hymenoptera; Trichogrammatidae.